Populus trichocarpa (black cottonwood) is the source of this 1465-nucleotide messenger RNA. RefSeq lists its product as uncharacterized. The record is from RefSeq and is a predicted model, not a curated record. Bases 162 to 1199 code for a protein of 345 amino acids. Lineage: Eukaryota; Viridiplantae; Streptophyta; Magnoliopsida; Malpighiales; Salicaceae. The transcript has 2 exons.
UUAAGCAACUUCCUGCUUCAGCUAGAUUUUUGAAGAAGCUGACAAAGUUAUCAUUUGGUGGAUACAACAAAGUUUUCUACUCAACUGAUCUACCAUCUAAAUCUUGGUUUUCAAGAUUUUCAUCGUGGCUUUCUCCACAAAGCUGUUCGAGCUCCAUAGAUAUGCUACCAGCUUCUUUCAUUAGUUUCAGCUCAUUGAAAGAACUAAAUCUAAGUUAUUCUGGUUUGUCUGAAGCUACAAGUUCCAUUGAUCUUGGGAGUUUGUGCUUUCUUGAAAAUUUGAAUUUGUCUGGACAUGAAUUCUUCAAUCUGCCUUCUAGCAUUAGCCGCCUUUCUAAGCUUCAAUUUUUGACGGUUGAGAGAUGCUCGAAUCUUCUAUCAAUCUCAGAGCUUCCAUCAAGUGUCCUGUUCUUGUCUAUCAAUGACUGCACAUCCAUUGAAAGAGUAAGCGCACCUCUUCAACACGAAAGACUACCAUUACUGGAUGUAAAAGGGUGCGGAAAUUUAAUAGAGAUUCAGGGCAUUGAAUGUGCGGGCAAUAACUGGUCCAUUUUGAACUUAAAUGACUGCAACAAUUUAUCUGAAAACUAUAAGAUGAGUUUUAUUCAGGGAUUGUGCAGAGGUAAACAUUAUGACAUUUGCCUUGCUGGUGGAGAGAUACCAGAAUGGUUCAGCCAUCGUGGAGAAGGGUCAUCAUUAUCAUUUCGUUUACCCUCAGUUUCAGUUGCAGAUGGUAAUAAACUCCAAGCACUGCUUCUUUGGGUUGUCUCGGCGUCUUCAGCACUAAAGACUACCAAUGAAGCCACUGAUCAAGAAACAUCAUUUCUUCAGUUUGAUAUGUGUGUUGCUACAUUCAAAAAUAAGAGCAAUGGUAUUGAAUUGUUUGAGACGAUGGCGGCAGUUACGUUUGACAGAAAUUCCACUAAGCAUUCUUGGAUACAGCGUAUAUCGUUGAUCGGGUCAGAGGAAUCGCUGCAAGGUGUAGAGGAAUUGGAAGUGAAUGUCAAAAUAAGCUUCUAUGAUGUUCCAAUAUGUCGGGUAGAAAAAUGUGGGGCACAUUUGAUAAUGGAAAAGAAUAAAGCAGAUUCAGAUCAGGAGAUUGAUAUUGAUGCUCUAGGCUCUGAUGAUCAGCUGUUGGAAAGUAGUUUGACAAGAGAGUUGCAGAAAUGGAAAAUCACCUGUUGCAGUAAAUUUGGAUAGCAUAAAACAUAGAAUAUGUUUUUUUUUGUUUUUUUUUUCCAUGUUUUUGGAUCACAGGGUGCUGGAUCUGUGGUAUUGUUUUCUUGGCAUUUCGGACUGAUAAAUGAGUGACACACAAACUUGCAAAGUCUAAUUCACUUGAGGACAAUGGAACUGUAUAUUGGCAGCUGUGCUUGCUUCGGAUCGUGAUGAAUGAAUGUAGAUAAUCCCUAAAAUUAUCUAAGUAAUUUAAUUAUGUACAAACCAAUAUUUUAAAUUACUUGAAA